This is a messenger RNA of Melopsittacus undulatus (budgerigar), 5683 nucleotides long. It is a transcript of the gene TSTD2, whose product is annotated as thiosulfate sulfurtransferase like domain containing 2. The transcript has 9 exons. NCBI's taxonomy places the organism in Eukaryota, Metazoa, Chordata, Aves, Psittaciformes, Psittaculidae. The record is from RefSeq and is a predicted model, not a curated record. Bases 68 to 1459 code for a protein of 463 amino acids.
GCGAACCAGAAACUUCGCGGGCGCCUCCCGUUCGGCGGGGCGCCGCCCCCCCCGUCCCGAGGCGGAGAUGGUGCCGCUCGAGGGCUCCGCUGCCGGCGCUGCCCCUCCGCCCGACGGCGCCGCCGCCAGGAAGCAGCGCGCGUUCGCCCGCAGGAAGGCGUUCUCCCUGUUCGUCAAAGCGAAGGAGGUGCCGGUCGCAGCCCGGUAUGCUCCCGGCGGAGAGGGCGUGCGGUGGCGGUGCUGCCGGCAGGGCUUUGAGGAGCUGUCCGGUAUUCACCGACAUGUGGCUCUGCAGCAUGGCGGGGACGUCGGGCAGCGCGCAGCGGCUGAAGGGAGCCCCGCUGACAGCGCGGACGGGACACAGGGGCACUGCCGGGGAGCGCCCGAGAUCUCCUGGGCGCUGCCAGACACCAGCCACGUUGGCCACGAUGAUCUGACGAGCAAGGUGGGAGAAGUACUUCUGUACUACUGUUACUGUGAGGUGAAGGAUCCAGAGGAACUCUGUGCUUGGCAAAAGGCUCUGUGCCAGCAUCUGCAUCUCACUGGCAAGGUACGAGUUGCUUCGGAAGGGAUUAAUGGGACAGUUGGUGGAAGCAAAGCAGCUACUAAUCUCUACGUUGAAGCUAUGCUUUCUCAUCCUCUGUUCAGAGACAUUUUGUGCCAAGAGGAUUUCAAGAGCAGUGCAGGAGGAGCUCACUGUUUCACGGACCUUCGAGUUGGAGUAUUCAAAGAAAUUGUACCUAUGGGCAUUGAUCCAAAGAUAGUGUCUUACAAAGAAACUGGAAUCCAUUUAUCCCCUCAGGAAUUUCAUAAAGAAGUUGAACAUUAUUUGUCUCAGGCCAGUCUAGGACAAAGUGAUACCAUCUUGCUGGACUGUAGGAACUUCUAUGAAAGUAAAAUAGGGCAUUUCCAGGGCUGCCUGGCUCCAGAUAUCAGGAAGUUCAGCUAUUUUCCCAGCUAUGUAGAUGAAAACCUGGAGCUUUUCAAAGACAAGCGUGUCCUGAUGUACUGCACGGGAGGGAUUCGUUGUGAAAGAGGCUCUGCUUACCUACGGAGCAAGGCAGUGUGCAGAGAGGUUUACCAGCUAAAAGGUGGAAUUCACAAAUACCUGGAAGAGUUCCCAGAUGGAUUCUACAGGGGGAAGCUGUUUGUAUUUGAUGAUCGUUAUGCCAUUUGUUCCAAUGAAGAUAUCAUCUCAGCAUGCAGAUACUGUGGGGAGCUGUGGGACCAGUAUAAACUUUGUUCCAGCCAGCACUGCCGGCAGCUUGUCCUGGCAUGUCCAAGUUGUCGAAACAAAGGUCUUACAGCCUGCUGUCCUGUUUGUCAAGAGAAAGAGCUCAAAUUGACUUCAAAAGCUUCAGGACAGAUACUUAAAGAGGAAUGUGAUUGUACAAGGAGAAGGCUAAGGGUGCCUAUUGAAGACGUCUCUCAAAGGACACUGGUGGCAGGAAAAAAUUAAGCCAUUUCAUUAGCUAAUCUGACACGUGUUAAUGCAAAGGGCUUCAAUAACCAGAUCCCUGUUACUCAGUUAGGUUUGGAAAUCAUGAAAAUAUGUUGGCUUGGAAAGUCUUGUUCAUGUGCUGCCUUUAAACUUAGAGUAUGUGCUGAAACCAUCCAUUACUUGACCAUAAAUUACCAGUGUGCCCAACCCACCACUAGCACUACAAGAUUCCCUUUCUUGGGCCUUGUAGUGUGGCCUCUAUCACGGGGAUUUUGGAGUGGAGUUUGUGUGAUGGGACACAGAUGCUCACAAUUCAAAAGAAACUGAAAGGACAUGAGAAGAAUUCUAUUCUUUUCCUCCUGCAUGGAGAUUGAUCUGUCCCACCUCUCCAUUGAUCAUGCAUUUGCUUCAGUAGUUAGGGUGUGAAAACAGCAGAUGUGUCAGUUUGGUGUGGGUACAUGACUGGAUUGGAGCUGAAGAUAUUUCCAUGUACACACCAUCUGCCUGCCUCCCUUGCUUUAUACCAGUGAGAAGCAAGGAGUAGUUACACGAAGUCUGACUUAACUCCCGCCUAAAACUGGCUGAAGGCAGAGUAAGGAUCCUUCUGGUAGCUGGAGCAAAGGCCCACAUGUCUUGUCCCAUCAUACUUCUUGGGUGUGAUCUGUAGGAUGAGCAGCAAAAGCAAUCCUCAUUCCAGUGUUCUGUUUCUCCAGGAAUUGUUGUUUUCCUCAAUUUGUCUGUACAUCAAAUAUCCAGGGCACAGCUCUGCUUGCACUAGAAAAAAACAACAGCUUGAAGCAUGUUGGAACCGAGACACACAAAGAAAGGAGCACAGAGACUGUCAAAAUACCAGCACUGUGACACUAGCAGUGAUGCUGACGUGUGCAUAAAUGUCACUAGCGACUAUAAGGAGAAUACAGGAUCCUUUAUUCGAGUUAAAUAAUUCAAGAUUUGGGGAGCAUCUGUGCUUUGUAAUUAAGCUUUUGAAAAACACAACCUAUAGAGAUGUCUGCGAUUUCCAGCUCCUAUGAGUGAAGAAAUUGUCUUUGAAGGGAUCCACAGCAUAUGAGCUCAAAGUACUUGUCCAGCUGCUGCUUUGUGUGCCUCAUGCCGUAGAAUGUACAGAAAGGUUUUAUUAAUAGUUUAGAAGAUAUGUCUGGACUGAAAAAUUUCUUAGAAACUUACUGUCAUUCAUGGUACUGAAUAGUAGUUAGUCGUUAGGAAGUGAAAUCACACUGCUGGGUUUUUUGGGGGGUUUUUUACUUGCAACUGCUUUUCAAAGCAAGAAAACAGUUUACUCAGGUUUCUGCAGUUCCUUAAUCACAAUUAGGGCAAGGUUAUUUUCAUGCAGAUUGUAACCUUUCCCUCAGUGCUAUUAAUUCAGCCUUGUUGUUGUCUCAGCUGGCAACUUACAGGCAGGGCCAUUGGUUCCAUUAAAGCCAUAGCAAGCAUUUCUUCUGACUUCCAGUAUUGUUACCAAGAAAUCAGUGGUUCAGCAACUGCUUUUAUGACCCUUCCCUUCAUGAAGCAAAGCUGAAACUUAUGAAUAUCUCCUCUGGAGAGCUUUCUAGGGUGGUAUUUAAUAGUAAAUGUGUGCACAAGCCAUACUGGAGAAGAAACUGGAAAAUUCCCUUAGUCGACACCUUCAGCAGAAGUCUAAGCAGGUCUCCUUGGAUCUUCCUUGCCAAGCUUUGCUGGCCAGUUAACCUCUGUGUUUUUGAGGACUGGAAUACUUGUGGGAAAAUAUGCAAACUGUACAUGCAGGCCUGGUCUAGAGCACUGCUGGGAGUGCCUGGCUUGCAUACUGUACUCUCUUCGUAUAGUAAGCUGAAAAGAACACAAGAUUAUAACUCAGUCUGUCAGCAAGGCUGGAACACUGUAAUCUGUUUGGAAGGCUGUUUGUAUACCUUUUGUCAGUACAGAAUGGCAACAACUAUAUUUUAUAUGUAAACUCCUGUGAUGCUAAAUAACCUUUAGUGCUUCCACUGUAAUUUUUAAAGUACUGCACAAAUAUAUUUCAACUGGUAUGUUGGAGGUGCUUGAUUUUGCAGAAAUAAAUGCUGAAACCUACCUAGCUGUCUGCCAUUUGGUAGACCUGGCUAUAAGGUACAAUUCUGAGAGUUCCUGGCAGCUGCCGAGUCUACCUCAAAGUCAGAGGGGAACCAUGGGGCCUCUUCUGGUCCUUGCUGCACUUAAGGCAAGGGGGGGGAAGGGUCUGAGGUGUACAGAUGGAGGCUCGUAAAGCCAGGUUCCAUCUGUUGCAGAGAGGGAAGAAGUGGGGUAAGAGAAAUCCCUAGCUUCCCUCUUGUGAGCCCAUGAGCAGCUUCUCUAUCAUGCUUUUGAAUUAGUUUUGUCAGAUUAAUACAAAUAAGAACUUGCCAUACGAAAUGCUGUGUGGUGGAUGCCAAGCAACUCAGGGGUAGUGCCUGAGAGAAGGCACAUUAGCUCCAGGAGAGGUGAGAGUUAAGCAGCAUUGGCUGUGACUGCCAGAUACUGCAGUCAGCAGGAUGCUUCUUUUCCCUUUUCUUGGAGAGCUCCUGGCUCAGUGACCCAUUUGCUCCCAAGCAUCACCAUUUUGUAGCUCCAUCACUGCACAGCUUGAUGCCUUUCACCACAAAACCUGAUGCUUCUCAGCACAGCUCAUCUCCACACAGCUCUCGCAUGCAUUUUUCAGCAAAGUGGCUCUAUAGGAAUUAAUCAGCUCAGGAUUCCUGCCACCUUACUAUAGGUUUGGGCUGCAUGGUUAAUUUAGGUGCUACUAUUGUGAAACACAGGACAAGGUUCUUGCUUUUUUUUUCCUCCUCAAGGGUUUUUUCACUUAGGGAAAAAAUGCUAUUGUAGUAUCCAUGUAGUGCUCCUUGCUCUGCAGAUGAGUCUCCUUGCAUGUCUUAGCACUGUCAGGAUUUCCCAGGAUAAGAUAGCAUUUAUAUUUGUCAGAAGCCCAUGGAAGAACUGAGCCUGUACCAUGCAGAUCUAAGUAGAUGGCUCCACUGAAAUUGUGGCUCAGGUUUGAUGAAUUAGUUGACCAUUUUGAAGUCUUUGCAGUGCAUAUGGAAGAAAGAGGCUGUCCACCAGUUUAGUUUAUUUUUCUUUAAUCUUCAAUAUGUUUUCAAGUAUUUUUCUCUUGUAUUCUUUUCAUUUUCUGAUAGGAACUUUCAGGGUAGGGGGAAAAAGCUACGGUGAAGCACUUUAUUUGACACCAUGGGUGCAUUUAUUAAGCUUUGAAGAGCAACAAACACGUUUCCCACACUGCUGAAGGUAUAGUGUUGCUCUGUUUCACUGGUCAGAGCUAAAUCACAGGUGGUAUUUGUGCACAAGGCCUAAAGGAAUCUGUGGGACUUUGCAGGGGUAUGCGUCAAAGGCUGCAAAACUUCACUCUUAGCAGAUGCAUACAGACAGAUACCUAGCAAGUGAAAACAUUUUCUAGGACAUGUCAUCAGACCAGGAAUAAGGCUUUAGUAUGGCAGUGCUUCUAACAGGAGACUCUUCCUACAGAGCAGGAUCCCACCCAGGUUAAUAGCAGGAGUUUUGGAUGGGAUAGGGCUGGGUCCACUGCAUGUCUGGUGAAUUCCUCCCAGGCUAGAUGGUGGGUGGUAGACUGUCUGACAGAAAGCUAUCAGACUGUAUGCAGUGUAAGUUCAGAGUUGGGCUAUUUCAUUGACCAGCUCUUCUAGGGUACAUUUAUUGUUGCACUUAGGCAGACAUUAGGAAUGGCAGUAAAAGAAAAUCCCCAUCAGAACAAAAUUUAGUGGACAUGGUCAUUCAGACAAAACAGCGAAGAGAAAGAAUGUGACUUGUUUCCAGUGAGUAUUUAGACACACACUUUUAACAUGAGGAAACUGAACAAGUAAGAAUUAGAUAAUUAGUUUGGCCAUCUCUGUGGGCUUAGGAUUUGCGUCACUUCUCUAAAGGUGACUGUUUUCUUCAGGCAUGGAUAGGGUAGAAGACAUUGAUAGGGUAGAAGGGUUAUUAGCCAAUCCUAAACCACUCAAUUUUGAGACUUUUCUUUUUAUAAUUGGUGGCCUUAAGUUCCUUAUAAUAAGGGGGUGGAGAAAAUGAAACAUGAGGAUGUGCUUGAAACAGCACCUCCAACAAAUUGCCUCAGCAAAGGUCAGUAAAAACCUGUAAUUCACAAUUCUUUAAAUUAGCCAUGUUUCCAGGUAGUAGAAGUGCUUGUUAAACUAAUUGUUCCUCCAUAGUUGGUUGAGAUCAAUUUGGGGGGGAAAAAAUAAAGUAUUUUUU